This is a messenger RNA of Xyrauchen texanus (razorback sucker), 1453 nucleotides long. RefSeq names its product engrailed homeobox 1a (gene en1a). NCBI's taxonomy places the organism in Eukaryota, Metazoa, Chordata, Actinopteri, Cypriniformes, Catostomidae. The coding region runs from base 268 to 1062 and encodes 264 amino acids. The record is from RefSeq and is a predicted model, not a curated record. The transcript is spliced from 2 exons. Gene Ontology annotation, molecular function: DNA-binding transcription factor activity, RNA polymerase II-specific; RNA polymerase II cis-regulatory region sequence-specific DNA binding. Gene Ontology annotation, cellular component: nucleus. Gene Ontology annotation, biological process: multicellular organism development; regulation of transcription by RNA polymerase II; neuron differentiation.
CUGUGGACUGGCAACGCAGAGUGCCUACAUAUGAAAGUUGCGUGUGCGCUGUCAGCCCUCUCCAAACUCGGACUCCGAGACUGCGCGAGCGUGCUCUCCAUUGCAUGUCAACAAGUUGACUUCCAAAAUGAACUCACUUUCACGGGAAAUGAGCACGUUGUUAUGGAUACAUAGAUAACGUUUCCCUGUCUUCUGUCUCGUGUUAUAUUUUGAACUGAGUAGUUUUCAGUCCAACCAGUGAAGCGAAUAUCAAAGGGCAAAGCUGUUAUGGAAGAGCCGCGGGAUCAGAGCAAAGAUGACAGCGUUUCUUUAUCUCCUAGCCUGCGCUCUCCACCUCUGCUCCCGCCGCAGGCUGCGCACCACAUGCACAUAAACACUAAUUUUUUCAUUGACAACAUUCUUAGACCGGACUUUGGCUGCAAAAGGGAGCAGGGUCCAGACGCACACACGUCCCAGAGGGGGGUAGGCCUACGUUGUCUUUCUCUACCCAGCACUGCUUGCUCGGACUCUAACUCCAGCGCCGACAGCGUUUCUUCUUCAGCCUCCUCCACCGUCUCAUCCCCAGCCAACAGGAGACAUUCCCAGGAAGACGAUGGAGUUAAUGCACCAAAAGCUGGGGUUGUCCCGGCACCGACCGUUGCCUCGAAUAGUCCAGAGGAAACCCCCGCGCCCAGUAAGGACACCCGAGAGCGUUUGUGGCCCGCCUGGGUUUAUUGCACAAGAUACUCUGACCGGCCCUCCUCUGGGCCAAGGACCCGGAAAUUGAAAAAGAAGAAUAACGACAGUGAGGAUAAACGACCCAGAACGGCGUUCACAGCUGAGCAGCUCCAAAGACUGAAGGCUGAGUUUCAGGCCAGCCGGUAUAUCACGGAGCAGCGGCGACAGACUCUAGCGCACGAACUCAACCUGAACGAGUCGCAGAUUAAAAUCUGGUUCCAGAAUAAACGCGCGAAAAUCAAGAAAACCAGCGGAUUAAAGAACGGCCUCGCGCUGCAGCUGAUGGCACAGGGACUGUACAACCAUUCCACCAACACCAUUCAACAGGAAGAAGACGUCAACUAGCAGAGAGAGAGAGAGGGAAAAUAGAGAGAAAAUAGGAAAACUGCGUAAAUGACCAGAGAUUGUUGAAAGGAACUGUGGUUUGGCCUGUGAAAUUACCCGACCAGACAAGAGAGUGUCAAUUUCUUCUUCAAAAACAAAAAAAAAAGAGAAGAAAAAAUCAGAUGAGUCUUGAGGUGGAAUUGAAUUAGCCUAAUUAACGAUUGAUUUUGAAAAGGGUAUUAUGUUUAUAAUACCACAAUUUAUGUAGCUCGGAUUUUAUUUGUAAUUUUUUUUUCAUAUAGCGUUUGUGUUACUAUCAGUCAAACAAGAACAGGACAUGAUUUUACAGUUAAUUUCUACGUGCCAAAGAUGUGAAAAUAUUCAGUUUACAAUGAGAUGCCGAAUGUUUAUA